AUGAAUUUUCCAUUCGUGCACUACACUACAACUCCACUCCGUUCCUCUGCAUUUUACUGCUUCCACACAAACCCCAAAACUCCAAUUCCGCCACCACUCCGCCGGACCAACACCGCAAUUCCAGUCAUUCCACCUCGGGAUCGAGUCAUAGACUUCGGAAAAUACAAGGGCAAAAUGUUGGGAACCCUACCUUCAACCUAUCUGAGAUGGGUCUCAAAAAACCUAAGAGCCCAGGACUUUGAAGAAUGGGCCAAGCUUUGCGAUGAGGUGCUCAUUGACCCGGUGUACAAAGACCGCAUAGAGUGGGAAUUCGCCGAGAAAAUUCUAAACGGCGACGUUUUGGGUAAUUCCUCGGUACCAGCGAAUGGGAAUCAGAAUGCUGUCUCUGAACUGCUGGAAAUUAGCCAGCGAUUCGGGUGGGAUAAUGAAGAUAAGGCGGGUUGGAGUAAGAUUGAUUUUGGGCUUCUAGGAAGCUCCAAGGGAAGUAGAAUUCCGAGAAUUGGGGACGAAAUUAGGAGUGUGGAAAAGAAAAUGCAGAAAUUGAAGAAGAAUGAGGAAACUUCCGACGAGGGCGACGGUGAAAGAAGAAGAAGGACGCGGAGAGAGCGGCUGAAAUCGAAGAACGGUACAAUUCCGACGGCGGCGGAGAGGAUGAGGAAAUUAGGGAUUUUGGAUGAUAAAAAGGAAUUCGUGGCGAAUCAACGAGAAGAAGGGGGGAAAAUCAUUAGUCCAUUUCCAGGACGUGAAGCAAUGUUGAAGAAGAUUAUGAAUAAUAGAUAG
Messenger RNA from Fraxinus pennsylvanica, 780 nucleotides. Lineage: Eukaryota; Viridiplantae; Streptophyta; Magnoliopsida; Lamiales; Oleaceae. The record is from the annotation of a GenBank genome assembly.